Messenger RNA from Oncorhynchus keta (chum salmon), 1271 nucleotides. RefSeq names its product mitoferrin-2-like. Gene Ontology annotation, cellular component: mitochondrial membrane. The transcript has 5 exons. Gene Ontology annotation, molecular function: ferrous iron transmembrane transporter activity. Gene Ontology annotation, biological process: iron import into the mitochondrion. The coding region runs from base 105 to 1271 and encodes 388 amino acids. NCBI's taxonomy places the organism in Eukaryota, Metazoa, Chordata, Actinopteri, Salmoniformes, Salmonidae. The record is from RefSeq and is a predicted model, not a curated record.
GUUAUCGGCUGGAGCUAUCCUCGACAACCCUCAAGAGAUUGGCGGCGAAAGUGUCGAAAGCGAGGAAUAAUCGCGCAGCUUGGACUGUAUUAUAUCGUAUCUGCAUGGAAGCGAAUGGUUUCGUGUCCAGGCGGGUGGACACACCAAGCGUCGAUGCCGGGGUUGCUGCUGGAGCUGCAGGGGCAGACAUUCGAUGGCUCGGCGGGAGGAUUUUGGACGCUACGGAGGGGUUUGUUGGUGGUCUGUCACCGCCACGGAUAACAGCGGAACCGGACUUUACUGCGGUGUUGCAACUCCGAGCAGCCCCGGAGCCCACGGUGGCUGCUACGGAGACCGAAAUAGACUACGAGGGGCUCCCCCAGGGUGUAGCCACCAGUACACACAUGUUAGCCGGAGCCGUGGCUGGCAUCAUGGAACACUGCCUAAUGUAUCCCAUCGACUGUGUGAAGACGCGGAUGCAGAGCCUGCAGCCCGAGCCGGGGGCGCGUUACCGUAACGUGAUGGACGCGCUACGUCAGAUCGUGCGUACCGAGGGGGUGUGGCGACCUGUGAGGGGGCUGAACGUCAUGGCGAUAGGGGCGGGGCCAGCCCAUGCUCUGUACUUUGCCUGUUAUGAGAAACUCAAGUUCUCACUCAGCAACGUGGUCCACCCGGGAGCUAAUAGCCACUUUGCUAAUGGAAUGGCAGGCUGCAUGGCCACUGUACUCCAUGAUGCAAUCAUGAACCCAGCAGAAGUGGUGAAGCAGCGUAUGCAGAUGUACAACUCCCCGUACCGCGGCGUGUCUGACUGCGUGGGCUCCAUCUGGAGGCGUGAGGGCCCCGGGGCCUUCUACCGCUCCUACACCACCCAGCUGACCAUGAACGUCCCCUUCCAGGCUCUUCACUUCAUGACCUACGAGUACCUCCAGGAGCUGCUCAACCCCCACAGACAGUACAACCCCUCCUCUCACGUCAUCUCUGGGGCGCUUGCCGGGGCCAUUGCUGCCGCCGCCACCACCCCGCUUGAUGUCUGUAAGACCCUCCUCAACACCCAGGAGGCCCUAGCGGUCCAUGCUGAGGUCCCAGGAGCACUGGGGUUGGAGCGAGUGGGAGGCGUUCCGGACUGUGUACAGGAUGGGGGUGGGGCGGCGUUCUUUAAGGGCGUCCAGGCCAGGAUCAUCUAUCAGAUGCCCUCCACCGCCAUCAGCUGGUCCGUCUACGAGUUCUUCAAAUACAUCAUCACCAAGCGCCAGUACGAGAGAAGGCUGCACCACCGAGACGGAGAGAAGUAG